Molecule: messenger RNA, 1843 nt
Organism: Tremella mesenterica DSM 1558
Lineage: Eukaryota; Fungi; Basidiomycota; Tremellomycetes; Tremellales; Tremellaceae
Exons: 6
Coding region: 98-1786 (562 amino acids)
Biological process (GO): mitochondrial translation
Cellular component (GO): mitochondrion
Source: RefSeq, a predicted model, not a curated record
GCUACCUACCUUGUAUCGCUACACAUCACCCACAGUCAGACUCAGAAAAGCUUUACAACUAUCCCUUUCCUCUAUUCGUAGCCAACGAUACUUCACCAUGUCUUCGGAACCCUCAAUCGCCGACCGCAUAGCAGCUUUGCAGGCUAAAAUAAAAUCUAUCAAAAUCGCAAAGCAAGAUGCUUCCGCGGAGGUGGAAGAGAUGAGACAGCUCAAAGCUCUCCUUCCCAAACCAGGAGAAGGGAUUGAACCGUCUGGAGAUACUGGAGGCUUCGUACUCAAAACUCCAAAAGGUACGGUCGACUUCAAACCUCAAGCAACGUUGUUACGGAAGAAAAUCUUCUCAACACUCGAGACAAUUUUCGUCAAAUAUGGAGCAAGCACCAUUGAUACGCCCGUGUUCGAGUUGAGAAAGAUUCUGGCGGGGAAAUAUGGAGAAGAUAGUAAACUCAUUUAUGAUCUCGAGGAUCAAGGCGGUGAAUUGUGUUCAUUACGAUAUGACCUUACUGUCCCAUUCGCAAGGUAUUUGGCUAUGAAUGGAAUUCUUUCGAUGAAACGAUAUCACAUUGGUAAGGUUUACAGGAGAGACCAACCUAUCAUGUCGAAAGGGCGCUUGAGGGAAUUUUAUCAAUGUGAUUUUGACAUCGCUGGAUCUUAUGACCCCAUGGUACCCGACGCAGAAAUCCUCGGCAUGUUAUGUGAAGCAUUAUCGGCUCUCGAUAUCGGAGAGUUUACCGUCAAAGUCAACCACAGAAAGAUUUUAGAUGGAAUAUUCGAGCUCGCCGGUGUACCCGCUGCUCAGACUCGGUCCAUCUCUUCUGCUGUUGACAAGCUUGACAAGACUCCUUGGGCGGAAGUGAAAAGAGAAAUGACUGUGGACAAGGGUCUCCCCGAAUCCGUGGCUGACAAAAUCGGCAAAUACGUCGGACUGAAAGGACCUGGUUUUAAGCUUUUGGAAAAACUCGAAGCCGACGCUACUCUCAAUUCCAUCUCAUCCGUUCGAGCAGGUCUUAAAGACAUGCGUCUACUAUUCGGUUAUCUAGAAGUUUACGGUGUCCUACCUUUAAUUUCCUUUGACAUGUCACUAGCUCGUGGUCUGGAUUAUUACACUGGAAUCAUAUACGAAGCCAUUCAUGAUGCAUCCGCACCUCCUUCUCUAUCGCCCGACCCAGCUGUUCCUCCUCUUUCCACAAUCACCUCCACCGACCUGACUUCAUCUAGUGGAUCUACCACUUCUACACAAACGAAGCAAGUGGAAAAAGAGAAAAACGAAGAUGGAGUGGAUGAAUCUGCUGUUGGAGUUGGGUCUAUAGCCGGUGGAGGGAGAUAUGAUAAUCUUGUGGGAAUGUUUGCAGAAGCAGCUGGAAAUACAAGAGAACAAGUUCCUUGUGUAGGUGUGAGUUUAGGGGUGGAAAGGAUUUACAGUAUUUUAGAAAUGCGUAGAAGAGGUAGGGAAGAGAAAGUGAGAGGGAAAGAAACUGAAGUUUUCAUUCUAAGUUUGGGAGAUGGGUUAUUGAGAGAACGUAUGAGUUUGGCUAAGAAAUUGAGAGAUGCGGGGAUUAAGACCGAAUUCAUGCUUAAAGCCAAACCCAAAACACCCGUUCAAUGGAAGAUGGCAGAUGAUGAUCAUGUCCCAUUCGUAGCUAUCGUCGCUCCUGCCGAACUGAAAAAAGGUACUGUACGGAUUAAAGAACAAGUCGGAAGGGAUGCAGCUGGGGAUGAUAAAGGGGAAGAGGUAGCGAUGGAAGAUGUUAUACAGUAUCUCAAAACUAAGUUGGGUAAGGCGUGAUCUCUCAAUAUUUACCAACAUUCAGAGAUCUUCAUGCAUAUAUGUUUAUCCCUGUGC